Naegleria lovaniensis is the source of this 1530-nucleotide messenger RNA. RefSeq lists its product as uncharacterized. Lineage: Eukaryota; Heterolobosea; Eutetramitea; Acrasida; Naegleriidae. The transcript is spliced from 3 exons. Bases 1 to 1530 code for a protein of 509 amino acids. The record is from RefSeq and is a predicted model, not a curated record.
AUGCUUUCCCUGACGACUUCGACCACAGAAUCUCGACUUUUUUCCAUUGUUGCAACAUUGGGCAAAAACUACGACACAACAACAACAACGACUCGUGACAGCCAUCACUACUACUACCAACCACAAGGUGGCCUCAUGGAUGACUUUCUUUACCCUGUUCUACACCAGUCUCAAUCCCAAGGAGGUAGCAACUUUACCUUUGACUUGUAUUCGAGUUUGGUGGCUGGUUUUGAUGGACCUUUCAUUCUCAUCUUUCUAUUGACCUUCUUUGUGGCAUUGGGUAGUUACGUGUUUCAAUUCAAACAUUUAAAGAGAAAUCAUCAUGUACUGUUUUGGAUGAUGUUUGCUCUCUCACUGUUUGCUUCCUUUCAGAAUUUGACUCGUCUUGCUAGUGAGUUGGCGUUUCUGUUCCCAACGUCAGAUGGUGCUUUUCAUUUGAAUAAUGUGAUUAAGGGGAUUGAUCGAUCCAUGUCAGCUGUGUUGUUAUAUACUCAAAUUUUAAUUCUAGGAUUUAUUGCUUAUAUAUUUAUGAAAACUACACGGGCAACUGGUGACAUUUCAGAGAGAACUUACAAGAUAUCAGUGGUCUCCCUCAUCGUUACCUUGAUUUUGUUCUUUAUCUUGUUCAUGUUAGGACAUGUCAUGGUCAUUGUCAUUCUUCAUGCAAUGAGAGGAUCCAAAACCAUCACUGGUCUUCAAACCUCUCAAUUAACGAAUGCAAUCUUUACUUCACCAAUGAUUUUUAUGAGUUUGGGUUUGGCCACAACAGCCGUUUUCUUAAAUGCUUUUGGAUUUCGUUUGUACAUUUCCCUAAGACAAAGAAAGAAGAAAAUUAAGGAAAUGCUUAAAAAUACCAUGAAUUUAACUCUUGAAAUGAAUUCUCCAAGAUCCAAUGAUGGAGACAAGGAUUCAACCAACAUUAGCAACACUUUCUCGACAACGAAUAAUAAUAAUGAAGCAACCAACACAACGAUUCAUACAACAACCGUCACGACAGAUCUCUCUAACCAGACGCCUGGCACGCCUUCGACAUCAGCAUCUCCCACGGUUGGCUUUAUUAUUCCCAAGUCCAAUUCCAAACAUGUCAUACAAAAUGAGGUUAUGGAUCAGAAAAACAAGAAGAAUUUAUCCAGUAAGACCAAAGAUUUUAGUGAAACGUAUCAUCUCAAGAAACAUGCGCUUCGAAAAACACUUGGAUUACAGAUUGGUCUGAGUAUUGCUUUUUUCAUUCAAUUGAUUGGUUUGGGAUUUUUACCAGGAGCUCUUGGAUGGCAAUUCUCACUCCUGUUUUAUCACAACUUUUCAAAUUUUGCUCAAUUAUCCUUUGUGAUCAUUUUGUUGAUUAUUUUCAAUCCAUUGAAGGAGGUUCAGAGAUUGUUUGAAAAAGCUCCUAAUUUUCUCAACAAUGACAGUGGCAUCAACAAGAAUAACAACUCCAUGAUGAUGAAAGAUAAAGAAAAUACGCCCAUAGAGAGCGGUGAUGCUGCGAAUGGCAAAACACAAAAUGUUGACCUUUCUGUCAAUGUCUAA